Messenger RNA from Plutella xylostella (diamondback moth), 897 nucleotides. RefSeq lists its product as uncharacterized. NCBI's taxonomy places the organism in Eukaryota, Metazoa, Arthropoda, Insecta, Lepidoptera, Plutellidae. The record is from RefSeq and is a predicted model, not a curated record.
GUGGACCGACGCACGCGCCCGGCCCGGAACACUGCCCAUCGUGCUUUCUAGCGUUCCAAUUUCAAAUUAAACAACUGCGACUUGAAUUAAAAACAAAACGAAAAAAAGAAAAAAGUGUUUAUGAACACAAUAAGCUGCCAGUGUCACUGUCUGGUCGUCAAAUUCGUAAUUUGAAUAGGAAGUGACCGUGUGAGAUGAAAGUGAAAUAGGAAUUUAAUGUGGCCAGUUUUGUUGUCUGUGAACGUAACCGAAGUAGACGCUCUAAACACCAGUGAAGGGGGAUUAUUGUGAAAAGAACAUUCCGGAUUUUCAAAAUGCCUGCAAGAAAGUACCCUUCUGUAUUGCGCGGGCGCAGCCGGCAGCAGCAUGGGGCAGGAGCAGUCGUACGCGCACGCUAGCGGCACGCGGCGCCGCUACACUGACGCCGACGACUACCGGCACGGCCCUGACUACCGCGACUACUACGACUCCGACUACAAGCGACACCGCGCGCGACGCUCCGCUGACAGCUUCAAGAGCGACCUGUCGUCGGCCGAGAGCAGCGGAUAUAGAAGCGGGUCUAACAGCGCCUAUGAGUACCGGAGCGCCUCCGAGCGGUCCCACAGUAGCGAUUACUGUCGCCUUUCGCUCUACAAAAACGAUCACUACAAAGACGUCAAUAAAGAACUCUACAGACCAGUGAAGAUACCUAAAGAGAAACGAUAUAAGCUCGCUCUAGACAUCGAGAAAGGAGAGUCCAUUAAAAGCAACAGAAGCAAGCAGAGCUAUCUCAGCGACACAGAGAGGGGGUUGAAAACCAAUUCGGCUCCGACGAAGAAGGUCGGAAUCCGGAAUUACACUCCGAAGAUUCUGACGGAGGAGGACCAGAAUAAUAAGAAGCUGGACAGUUGGAUGUAG